Rotaria socialis is the source of this 1680-nucleotide messenger RNA. The record is from the annotation of a GenBank genome assembly. NCBI's taxonomy places the organism in Eukaryota, Metazoa, Rotifera, Eurotatoria, Philodinida, Philodinidae.
AUGUCGACAGAGAACAAAGAUGAAUUAAUCGAUAUUAUUAACGGUUUACCACCGCCUGAAUUUCUUGACUCACUCGAUCCUGAGACCCGAACAUUAUUUACAUUUAUGAUAAUAUUACUCAAAGUUUAUCCGGUGCUUGUAUUUACAUUGGGUUCAUUUGGAAAUUUACUUUCAUUUUGCGUAUUAAUUCGUACCGGUAUGAGACGCUAUUCAACGUUUUGUUAUUUAGCUUGUCUUGCUCUUGUUGAUCUUGGAGUCAUAAUCACAUUUAGCGUCAAUUUUAUAUCUUUGUAUCAUAUUGAUUACGAUCUACAAGCUGAGGCAUUUAAAUGUAAAUUAUAUGCAUUUUGCAUUUAUUUUCUUCCACAAUAUUCAUCAUGGAUAUUAGUUGCUGUUAGUAUUGAUCGUGUUAUAUCAGCAAAAUAUCUUCGUUUAGCUAAAACAUGGUCGAAACCGAAACAUUCAGUAUUUGUAACAUUUUUACUUGGUGUAUUUCUCGGUAUUCUGAAUGGUCAUUUUUUUCUUUAUGAAAACAAUGUAAUUAAAGAACGAAAUCAACAACGAACUAAGAUUGCUGGUGAACAACAACAAUUACAUAAUAAUGCCAGCUCACUCUAUUCAUUUUUUACACAUAAUACAUUUGAUCGUUAUCAUGAACAUUAUGCAUUCUUGAAUAGUUUUUCAGGUUCAGGAGCAAGUGAUUCAUCUGUAUCCUAUGAAUCAGUUACACCACUACCAAUAGAAUCUGUCAAUCGAGACACAACGUUACAAGAUCAAUUGGAUAGUGUAAUAACUGUUACACAAAACUCACUGCGUCGUUUUGAUGUUAACAUGAUAUAUUGUUCAAUGGAAAAUACCAAAAAAUAUCAAUGGCUUUAUGCUUGGUGGGUUUGGAUUGAUCUUGCUAUGAAUGUAUUCAUACCAUUCACCGCUAUGAUUGCUUGUACAAUAAUCAUUAUUUUAACACUUGUUCGUUCAUCAUCACGAGCCGGUUCAACAUCAGCUCGUCGUUCACGUCGUCGUCGCAAUAUAUCUGUGAUGCUAAUCACUGUCAAUCUUGUUUUUAUUAGUUUAACAGCUCCAAUCGUUAUAUUCUUAGGUGUAUAUGACUUUGUUAAGGGUGACAGUAAUUCAUACCGACUCACAGUAUUGCUGUUAAUUAAAGUAUUUUGCAUCAUAUUAAUGAAUCUUAAUCACUCAGUUAAUAUUAUUAUUUAUUCAGUUACAGCGAAAGAAUUUCGUUCUGAAAUGACUAAUUUUUUACACGCAUGUCUAUAUUGUAUUGUUGGAAAACCAACCAAUCCAGCCGAUUUUCCACGUAUCCCUGAUGAUGGAGCGUUAUUAUCACGUUUCAGACAUAAUCUAUUUAAAUGUUGCCGAAUGAAAAUUCAUUCAAAUUCAACUAAUACAACGGAUUCAAGUGGUUUACAACACACAACAGCUCCUCCACCAGUGAAUCAGACUCGUUUAUCAAAUAGUAAAAAAACUAAUAAACGUAAACGUUUAGAACGAAAUGGAAAUCGAAAAUGUUCAAUUGUACCUAAUAGUGAACCAUUAACAAAUAAAUGUAAUCAUCGCCUAACUGUACAAUUGCAAGCGGAUCCAGCAUCAUCUAUAUAUGAACGUGAUGAUGUAUCAUUUCAUGGUUUGUCUAUAUCAACUGAAGAUGAAGAAAAAUAA